AUCUCAGAGAAAGAAAAAAAAAACAAGAAAAAAGACAAGAAGAUAAAAAGGAUGGAGAAACAGUUACAUGAAUCCAUGGAGGCUGCUCACAUUGAACAAGCCAUUGGAACACACGAGUCGUCGCCGAAAAAGGAGAAGGAAAAAUCCCAUAAGCAUAGAGGAAUAUUUCAUCUUCACCACCACUCAAAAGAUGAGAAAGAAGAAGAGAAGAAGAAAGAAGGAUCAAAGAGAGAGAAGAUAGCUGCAGCAAUGGUUGGUCUUGGAGCCACCCUCAAGAAGAUUAAGCAUCCGCGCAACCACGGAGGAGGUGGAAAAGAGGAACAAGAAGGAGGAGGAGGAGGAGAAGGUGAAGAGGAGGAAGGAGAAGAAGAUGAGUCUUCGGAGGAGGAAGAAGAAGAAGAAGGAGAUGAUGGUGGGGAUGAAGAAGAGGGAGGCAAGUUUAGUGCUUUCAUUACAAUGAUCGCCGAAGCCUUUGAAGAAUGAAAAUUUAAUUUGUGACUCAUCUUUAUUCGAAUUUGCUAUCAAAUUCAUUUGUAAUGUUUCUACUCUUUCUAAAUUUUGAAACGGGACGUUGAAUUAUGAAAAAUUAUAUGAUC
This is a messenger RNA of Capsella rubella, 596 nucleotides long. Its product is annotated as cilia- and flagella-associated protein 251-like. The record is from RefSeq and is a predicted model, not a curated record. The coding region runs from base 52 to 483 and encodes 143 amino acids. The transcript has a single exon. NCBI's taxonomy places the organism in Eukaryota, Viridiplantae, Streptophyta, Magnoliopsida, Brassicales, Brassicaceae.